UCGUAGGAAUGGCGGGUGUUGCGUCGGAGGAGAGUUGCAAAGGAUGCUCCUCCGCCAGCUGCGCGUGUGGCGAGAAGGGCACGUGGAGCAGCCCCUCACUGUUGAGCCGGCAACUCUCGGAAGGCUCGAGCCGCCACCAGCUGCUGCGGCAGUGGACGAGCACGUGGGACUCCCUAAGCGAGGCCGCGUCGGUGGCGGAGAGGACGCGGCGCGAGGGGCCUGCGGUGCCCUCCGAGGAGGAGGAGCAGCCGCUGGUGUUCCUGUGCGCCGGGUGCCGGCGGCCGCUGGGCGACUCCCUGAACUGGGUGACCUGCCAGGAGGACAGCAACUGCAUCCUGCUGCGCUGUGUUUCCAGUAAUGUGUCUGUGGACAAGGAACAGAUACUAUCCAAGCGUGAAAAUGAAAAUGGUUGCACCCUGCAGGCGCUGCGCUGCGCGGGCUGCGAGCAGCACCUCGGCUACGCCUACCGGUGCACGCCCGGCCACCUCGACUACAAGAGGGACCUGUUCUGCCUCGACGUGGACGCCGUUGAGAGCUAUGUUUUAGGGUCCUCGGCCAAGCAGAUCGUGUCCGAAGAUAAAGAGGUUUUCAAUCUCGAAAGCAGGACCGCGAUAGAGAACUCCCUGAAGCAGAUGGAAGACGUCCUGAAAGCCCUGCAGACGAAGCUGUGGGACCUGGAGGCCCGGCUGGCCUUUCCCGGCGCCGACGGCUGAGACGCGCGCAGGGCCCGCCCCAGACCUCCCUGCCGAGGGCGGUGGACGUGCGUGCAGCAGCAGUUCCUGUUACGGGUCCACUCCACGGAGAGCCGGGGGCUCCGGCUGGCUGUGCACCUGGUCGUUUCUUGUAUUGAUCCAUGAGCAUAAUCGUACAAAUAGAAAUUUUAAACCCAUUUGUGAUACUUGCUGGAAAUAGGAUUUAGAAGGUUUUUUGUUUUUGUUUUUGUUUUUUUAAGGAUUUAGAAGUUUUUAUUCUGAUAAGAAACUGCCACGAUUUCUGAACUGUUUUCGCCUUUGUAUCCAAUUCAUUAUUCUUCAUUUUGUACUUUCUUUAAAACUUUCUUUUGUCUUUACUAUUUGAGUAAUACGUAAUAUCAUGUAGCAGAAUAAACCUUAGCAGUUUUCCUGCUGCUGUGUGACUGGAUCUCCUCUAGAAACGAACGCAUACAGCUCUCUGGAGAAACCGGCCAGUUGAACCGUUUGUCCGCCCGGAUUACUUGAACACUUGCACGGGGACAGAACACCAUGACCUCUAAUGAGAACCGCCCCCCCCCCACCCCCGUCCCUGUCCGUUCACUGCUACCUGCCUCUGACACCUGUAAGGGUAUCUGCCAAAGAGAAGCGGUCAUCUCUGAGGGCGGAGUUCGGGGAAGUUUUCAGUUUCCCGGUUUCCUAUAAUGUAAGAUUUACUGUAAGCACACGUUAUUUUUAUAAUCAGGAAGAGA
Molecule: messenger RNA, 1441 nt
Organism: Phyllostomus hastatus (greater spear-nosed bat)
Lineage: Eukaryota; Metazoa; Chordata; Mammalia; Chiroptera; Phyllostomidae
Gene: MIS18A
Product: MIS18 kinetochore protein A
Exons: 5
Coding region: 9-713 (234 amino acids)
Biological process (GO): CENP-A containing chromatin assembly; chromosome segregation
Cellular component (GO): chromosome, centromeric region; nucleus; chromatin
Source: RefSeq, a predicted model, not a curated record